AUGAACCAGCGCGGUGCGAUGGCCGAAGAAAAGUGGGGCACGCGUCGUGGCUGGACCGACGAGACGGCGCCACCCAAGUCCAAAUUUGAUGCCAUGAUGGACGAGAUCGGUGCCAGCUCGGACAACGACGACAACGAAGCGGCCCAAGCCAAGGGCGCGGCCCUCUAUGUGCGCAAGGGCGGCCGCAAAAAGCCAGCGCCGACGACGACGAUGACGACGACUCGGACGACGAUACGAUGGGUACGCGUGGCGUCUCCUGAACUUGGAUUCGACCACGUGUCACCGCCAUUGUCAGUGCCCGCGAUCAGCAUGGAUCUCAACGCCCUUCGGCAGUUUGUGAUGCGCGCGCCCACGAAAGGCUCGGCGAGCGUUCAAUGCUACGUGGAGCGGGACAAGAGCGGCACGAACCUGCUCCGGCCCGUGUACCGCUUGUUCCUCGAAGAGAACAAGCAGUUCUUACUCGGCGCACAAGUACGGUCGUCUCGAUGUGCAUACUAG
Molecule: messenger RNA, 498 nt
Organism: Saprolegnia parasitica CBS 223.65
Lineage: Eukaryota; Oomycota; Saprolegniomycetes; Saprolegniales; Saprolegniaceae
Exons: 3
Coding region: 1-498 (165 amino acids)
Source: RefSeq, a predicted model, not a curated record